AGUACUUAAUGAAAACCGUACAAAGGACACGUCUCUCUUAGUUUAUUCUUUACAUUUAUGCAAAUAUUCGAAGCUGUGAGCAUUUUCAAUCCCAACAUGGUUGCAUGACGAAUCAACUAAUAAGCCUUCCCUUCAAAAGAGUGGCUUCGAAGUCUCCAGGUCCCUCAAACAAAACGAAAAUUCUCAUAUUUUCACACCAUUUUCUCUGAUUCUCCCUCCUCACACUUCCCUUAUAAAUACCCCUUUUGGCCACUUCAUUUCUCACUUCAAUCUCAGUUCCUUCUUCUUCUUCUUCUGUGCUUACCCCUUAAGCCAUUUCUUGUUCGGCAUUCGUUUGUAAUCCCAUUUUCGAGAUUGUUUUUGAGUUAGCAAUGGAGACUGUGAACAAGUUGGUGUCCAACAGACCUGUCGUGGUGUUCAGCAAGAACAGUUGCUGUAUGAGCCACACUAUCAAGUCACUCUUGUGCGACUUUGGAGUUAACCCAACGGUGUACGAGCUUGAUGAGCUCCCGGGAGGGAAAGAAAUCGAGCAAGCUCUCAUUCGGAUUGGUUGCAAUCCUGCGGUGCCUGCAGUGUUCAUCGGCGAUCAACUGGUCGGUGGCGCGAAUGAAGUGAUGAGCCUUCAUCUUAAGCGGAACUUGAUCCCCAUGCUUAGAAGGGCUGGUGCUUUGUGGGUUUAGAGUUCUUGUUCAACUCCCUUUAACUUAUAUAUCUAUAUGUAACCUUAACAUAGCCAAGCUUUACCAUAGGCAUCCGCCCAAAAUGGCAGAGAGUUUACUUCAAAAAGUCUUUAUGCAAGUCCUUUUUUGGUGACUUCAUUGUAAUGUAAUGUUUUGGUUUAUCUAGUAAUAAACUUCAAAAAGUAUAAGAACUAA
Molecule: messenger RNA, 875 nt
Organism: Cucurbita pepo subsp. pepo (vegetable marrow)
Lineage: Eukaryota; Viridiplantae; Streptophyta; Magnoliopsida; Cucurbitales; Cucurbitaceae
Source: RefSeq, a predicted model, not a curated record